GAAGUGGUGGAGUCCCCCUGGCUCAUGUGCUGUACAGGAUGUUUAGAGGAACCAUCUGGUCCCUCCCCUAGAGGAUAGAUACUCCAUCUCCCCUUCAUGUAUGUCUCCACACAGUUGAAUCGUUCAAGAUGAACCUGCUAUUUGCCGCUGUCCUGUUAUUGUGCUGCAGAUACAACGCCACAGGAGCACAAGAUCACGAAUGCCAAAGUCAGGGGGUCAGGAGCUGCAGAGAGUGUCUGGCAGCAGGGCCACACUGUGCUUGGUGUGCUGAGGAGAAUUUUCUAGAAGUGGGCCAGCACAUAUGGGAGCGCUGUGACACACCCAGGGCACUGCUGAGGAGGGGCUGUCCUUUUGAUCGCCUGGAAGAUCCCAGAGGUUCCACUGUCCUUCUAAAGAACCGAAAGAUCACCUUCCACCCUAAAGAACAAAGGCGCCAACGGCAGCACAAACAAGUCACACAACUCCAGCCGCAGUCUGUUCUGCUGCACCUCAGACCAGGUGAACCCCAGAGCUUUGAGGUGAAGUUCAGGCGUGUGGAGGACUACCCCAUAGACCUGUACUACCUGAUGGAUCUGUCCUUCUCCAUGGAGGACGACCUGUCCAAUGUCAAGAAGUUGGGAGCUGACCUCAUGGAAGAGAUGAGGAAUACUACUAGUGACUUCAGAAUGGGCUUUGGUGCAUUUGUGGACAAGACAGUGAUGCCAUACAUCAGCACUGCGAAGGACAUGCUCAGGAAUCCUUGCAAGAGGACUGAGCCUUGGCCCUGUGCCCCUCCCUUCACCUACCACCACGUCCUGAGCCUCACUGCAAACGGAAGCCUCUUCACAGAGCAAGUAGGGCGACAGCGGAUCUCGGGGAACCUGGAUUCACCAGAGGGGGGGCUGGACGCUCUGAUGCAGGCAGCCACGUGUGAGGAGCAGAUCGGCUGGAGAAAUGUGACCCGUCUGCUGGUGUUUUCUACUGAUGCUGGCUUCCACUUUGCCGGAGAUGGCAAACUGGGUGGCAUUGUACUUCCCAAUGAUGGAAAGUGUCACUUGCAUAAAAAUGUGUACACAAGAGGAAAUUCACAGGACUAUCCUUCGGUGGCUCAUGUCGCCGAAAUAUUGAGACAGAAGAACAUCCAGAUCAUCUUUGCUGUCACUGAAGAAGUCACACACUUGUAUGAGGGCUUAACAAGCAUCUUCCCAAAAUGUGCAGUCGGAAUGCUUUCCAACAACUCCCACAACAUCCUGCAGAUAAUAGUCGAAGCAUACAAUGCACUGACCUCUGAGGUUGCUAUGGAGAACAGCAAGCUGCCACCGGGCUAUCACAUCUCCUAUACUUCACACUGUAAGGAUCGCAAGCCGAGGCACAGUGAGCAGGGGAGGAAGUGCUCCAACAUCUCUGUAGGUGACGAGGUGAGCUUUAAUGUAAGCAUUACAGCACCUCUGUGCAUGACUGCUUCACAAAGACCACCCAGUGUUAUUAUUAAGCCCCAAGGCUAUAGUGAAGAGGUUGAGGUCCUGCUGAGCCCCAUAUGCGAGUGCUCAUGUCAAAAGGACGUGGUCCCACGCAGUCCUUCAUGCAGCCAUGGCAACGGCACUCUGGAGUGUGGCACAUGCAGGUGUAAAGAGGGGAGAGUCGGAACGUUGUGCGAGUGUAAUCAAGCAGAGUCGGGCAAGGCGAUUGACUCAUACCUUUGCCGCCGUGAUAAUGCAACCGAAGUGUGCAGCGGACACGGAGAGUGUGUUUGUGGGAAGUGUGUUUGUCAUAAGAGCAGCAAAAAGCCCAACCACGCUUACUAUGGGCAGUUCUGUGAAUGCACUGAUUUCAGCUGUGAUCAGUACCGAGGACUCCAGUGUGGAGGGCAUGGCAGGUGUGUCUGUGGGGUGUGUAUAUGUCUCCCUGAGUUUCGUGGUCGAGCAUGUGAGUGCCCUCUCAGCUUGGGGUCUUGUCUGUCUCAGGAUGAACAGAUUUGUGCGGGCAGAGGGGACUGUCACUGUGGCACCUGCAUGUGCCAUGAUAACCGCUUCCAAGGCCCAACUUGUGAGCUUUGCCCUUCCUGCCCAGGCGUCUGCACCUUGCACAGAGAAUGUAUCUUGUGCAGGGCCUUCUCGCUGGGCUUGAAUCCAAAGGAGUGCGAGAUGAGGUGUAUACACCUGAACUUUACUCUGGUAGGUCAGGCUGGUGUCUUAGCAACAGUGCCCCCCUCUCCAAGCCUUCACAGUUGUGUGGAAGUGGACACAGAGGGCUGCAGAGUGCACUUCCUGCUGAGGACCAGACAAAAAGAAGACUCUGUCCAUGUUCAUGUAGCUCUUGAACGAGAAUGCCCAUCAGGACCGAAUGUGAUCCUGAUUACCGCAGUGCUAUCAGCCUCUGUUGUGGUGCUGGGUGUGGCUUUGUUGCUGCUAUGGAAACUACUCACCAGCAUCCAUGACCGCAGGGAGUUUGCCCGCUUCCAGAGAGAGCUUGAGCGGAGACGCUGGAACAGGAGGGAAAACCCAAUCUACAAGAGUGCCAUCACGACAACUGUCAACCCUAAAUAUAAAGAACAGUGAUGGCAGCCAUUGAAAGAGAUAUCUACUUCAAUCCAGACCUCUGAUGUGAAGCACAAUGAAACAACAUCCUUCAUCUGAACUGUUGUCAGCAGUUGGUCCAACUUGUUUGGCAGGGCAGGGGGGGAAACGGAUGUUGAUGUCUGAUCCCUUUGAUCUCAAUAUGCAACCCCGGACUGCCAGUCUCCAACCCUUCCCUUCCCUUCCCUUCCCUUCCCUGCAUGCACUGCAAGCACACACAGUCAAACAGCAUCCCCCACAUAAACUGCUUCUUAUACACGGUUAGUUGUCUGUGGGAUACAUGCAAAGUUAAUGCCCCUCGGAUUGUUCAAAUCCACAAAAGCUAAUUCCAUACAGUGUAUUAUUUUGUAAAGCAUAUGCAAGGAAAAUCUCCUAUACAUGCCGACGGUUGGCUCAGCUGUGUAACUUGGUUCUCAGAAGGCAAGAUAUAGUAAGGUGAGCAUUCUGCAUUAUGCAUUGUAAUCUCAAUGGAGACACAAGUCUUCACAUGGGUCUCCACUGCCCUCUAGAUGAGAGGAGCAGAAAUUGUCAGCCUGCUGGAAAUGAUGAAGAAGCUUCACAUGCAUUUACAGUUUGCCACAUAGUCAGAGAAGAUGCUAUUUUGGACACAAACAUGAAACUCAGACUCUUGGUGCUUUUUUUUAUUCCAACAGACACCUCUGAAUUCAUCAAAGAGAGCACUGCAGGCUUGAUAUGGCGCAACGUAGUGUACAACUUUAACAGAGCAGCCAGUGUACGUGCCAGCCACUUUGCCAGAGCACUGGGCUGAAACAUGUAAGCGCACAGAAACAAUGGGAUGUUCACAUCUAAAUGGAUAUUAGGGUUUUUUCCACUGCCUACAGAUGGCUGCUGAUGACCUUGCUGGGAGAGUUGAGCAAAGCAAUAUUAAUCAUAGCAAUGCCUCCUCCACUCCCAGAGUCACUGGGCAGGCGUGCAUGCAGCUUUAACAGCCAGUGGGAGGUGGGAGGUGGUGGUGAUAGUGGUGGUGGUGGAGCAGCAAAGAAAAUGACUCCAUAUGCUUCCACUAUGCAGCAUUCUCUGUCAUCUGUGUCUGAGCAUAAAAAAUGUGCAGUGCAAAUAUCACAGCUUGGGGGGGGCAGCAAAGGCAGCCCUGCGACAAGACUCAUGUGAAGGGGCAGAGAUGUGUGGCGAGCAGGGUGCAGGGUGGAUGACCAUGCAGCCCUGAAGGAGAUAGUUACAUAACAAAUGCUGCAGCCAGUGUGUGUGUGUGUGUGUGUGUGUGUGUGUGUGUGUGGGGGGGGGGGGGCAUCUCAUCACUUGUUAUUCUGUAAGAGGCUUAAAUAAAUAAAAUAAUAUUUUGCCAGUGGCUGCCUUUCCUUUCUUGGUGUCUGUGUAUUUAAAAGUAUACAUGUAUGUGUAGCCAUUUCUCUUUUGGUUACCUGAAUGCAUCAUUUAAAUAAAGAACUGAAAUUAUUAUUA
Dicentrarchus labrax (European seabass) is the source of this 3995-nucleotide messenger RNA. Its product is annotated as integrin beta-1-A-like. Gene Ontology annotation, cellular component: cell surface; integrin complex; focal adhesion. Gene Ontology annotation, biological process: integrin-mediated signaling pathway; cell adhesion mediated by integrin; cell-matrix adhesion. Bases 129 to 2537 code for a protein of 802 amino acids. Lineage: Eukaryota; Metazoa; Chordata; Actinopteri; Moronidae. The transcript has 16 exons. The record is from RefSeq and is a predicted model, not a curated record. Gene Ontology annotation, molecular function: integrin binding; fibronectin binding; C-X3-C chemokine binding.